AAAGAUGCGGAAGCAGUGGACAGUUUGUACGUUCGUGUGAGAACAUAUGGGCAGGAUCCAGUUUUUACCUCUAUGACUGCCCUCAGCUUGCAUUAUCCAUAAUGGUCCCUUCCUUUUGUCGUUGUUGCUGUCCCUUUUCCCGACUAUGCUCAAGAUCUUCAGCCUACACCUUGGCUCUGGGCCUGGGUUUUGUCACCUUGGGAACCAGUCGCAUCCUUUUACUAAAAUUCUCAUCAAAUGAAGAUAACAAAUAUGACUUUCUUCCUGCCUCUGUGAAUUUAAUGGCAGAGGCCAUCAAACUAGUAUUUUGUUUAGUGAUGUCAGUUCGGGUGGUCAUUCGAGAGGGUAGCUCUUAUAAAGAUUUGGGAUGUGCCUCAGGAGCCUCUUUUCUCAGUUACUUGAAAUGGUCUGUCCCUGCAUUCCUCUACUUCCUUGACAACCUUAUAAUCUUUUAUGUGAUGACCUAUCUGCAACCUGCCAUGGCUGUAUUGUUUUCCAAUAUUGUGAUUUUGACAACAGCCAUUCUUUUCCGAGUGGUUCUAAAGAGGCGCUUGUCGUGGGUACAGUGGACAUCUUUGAUAAUUCUUUUCCUGUCCAUCGUGUCGCUGACCACUGGCAAUGGUGACCAGCAUGCCAUUGCUGUACAUGGCCUCCACCCAGCCCAUAUUUCCACCCCCUCCAACAGCUGCCUGAAAUACGCCCAUCCCAGGUUAGAGCAACAGAACCAUACCGAAUCAGAGUGGAUGAAUGGUUUGUCACGUGAGCUGUGGGAAAGCCAGCUCAUCCACAAGCUGAACAGCUUUGGGUUGGGAUAUGUCCUAUUGCUGUUGCAGUGCUUCAUAUCUGCACUGGCCAACAUCUACAAUGAGAAGAUCCUCAAGGAGGGGGAGGAGCUGGUGGAGAGCAUCUUCAUCCAGAACAGCAAACUGUAUGUCUUCGGUCUGAUCUUCAACAGCCUCACGUUGCUCCUGCACUCUGAUUACCGUGAUUUAACACUGCAUUGUGGUCUUCUCUAUGGGCACAACGUCUUCUCUAUCGCUCUGGUCUUCGUCACCGCUGCUCUAGGUCUCUCUGUGGCUUUCAUCCUCAAGUUCCGUGAUAACAUGUUCCAUGUGCUGACGGGCCAAAUCACCACAGUGGUCAUCACGGCGCUUUCACUCUUCCUCUUUGACUUUAGGCCAUCAAAGGAUUUCUUCCUGCAGACGCCUGUAGUACUGCUAGCCAUCUUUAUCUACCACAGCAGUAGACUGAAGGAUCCAGAUUACACUCUGCAACAGGAGAGGCUCAGGGUCAUCAAUGGUGAAGUGUUUGAGAGGUCAAGAGGGGAUGGAGAAGAGUUGGAGAGACUAACCAAGGCCGACACAGACAGCGAUUCGCAAGAAGAGUCUUUUUAAGUCGGUUUUGAACCAUGUCUGUAAAUACUUUGUAAAUAUUCUUGAAUCAGUGUAUAUGCAUAAUGUGUAUUAUAAUUA
This is a messenger RNA of Xyrauchen texanus (razorback sucker), 1472 nucleotides long. It is a transcript of the gene slc35a5, whose product is annotated as solute carrier family 35 member A5. Gene Ontology annotation, biological process: pyrimidine nucleotide-sugar transmembrane transport. The record is from RefSeq and is a predicted model, not a curated record. Gene Ontology annotation, cellular component: Golgi membrane. The transcript has 7 exons. The coding region runs from base 102 to 1394 and encodes 430 amino acids. Gene Ontology annotation, molecular function: pyrimidine nucleotide-sugar transmembrane transporter activity. Lineage: Eukaryota; Metazoa; Chordata; Actinopteri; Cypriniformes; Catostomidae.